GGCGCCGGCUCAAGACCCUAAGAGAAGCCUCCUCCGCGGGCGCCUGGGGAGUGAAUCCACGAUGGGGCGGCCCCUCUCCCAGCCUGGGCCGGGGGCUUCCUGCCCUCCCCACAGUGGCCGCCCCGAGCCUCCCUGCCCAAUGCCUCCCACACGUCCUGCAGGUCUGUCUGACUCUGCCGCUGGCAGGGCCUCCCCCUCUGCGUUCCCACCUGGCCUGCCCGCACCGGCACCCACAGCAGGGCCUGGCUGCCGGGGUUUGAGUGAGGGCCUGGCAGGCACCUGCGGUGGUGGAGCUGAUGCCCAGGAGGGUCGCUCAGGACAGAAGUUUGAGGGUUGCAGGGUGGAUGCAGGCAGUGGCGAGGGAGGGGCCACAUUCGGAGGCCAGGGCGGAAAGCUCAGCCCGAGGUCCUCGUUAGGAAGGGGACAGCCAGGGCACAGUUGUCAAAAGGCUGUUCAGUCCUGGGAGAGGGCGUGGCCUGGCUGUGCCUCUGCUACCUGCCCGCUGUCGUUUGGUUUUGUUUGUUUUUAACCUUUUUUGUUGUGAAAUAUAACGAACUCAGAAGAGGACACGAAGCAAACGUGCAGCCUAAUGAUUCGUCAUAAGUGAACCCCAGGCGUCCAGCAUCCAAGAGAAGACCGGAAACGCCCGCCCCGCCCCGAAGCCGCUCCCCUCCCCCAAGGGCACCACCGGGGACUCUGCAGACGCAGGAGCAUUGGCCGCACCUCCGAGCUCCUGAGCGCGGGAUGGGGUCCUAAACAAGGCUGUUGUGUUUCUUUAUUCUCGACCCUUCAUGUGUGCCUGGCUUCUUCUGGCCGACGCUGGCUUUGUGAUUCAGGGCUGUUCUUGCAGGACGAGAACUGCCAUCCACCAUGGUGAAGCUGAACUGCAGCUUCUCGGGGAAGACAGGCUCCGGGGACGGGGCUACCAUGGACAGCGUCCCUCUGAUCAGUCCCCUGGAUGUCAGCCAGCUACAGCCUGCGUUCUCCGACCAGGUUGUCAUUAAGACACAGACGGAAUACCAGCUGUCCUCCGGGGACCAGCCGACAAAGUUCUCCGACCUAGAGGCCCAGAAGCUGGGCGGCGGCCACCCAGAGGAUGCACGUAGCAGGAUGCCCACAGGGCGGAUGAUCGCCUUCACCAUGGCGCUCAUGGGCUGCCUCCUGAUCAUGUAUAAGGCCAUCUGGUAUGACCAGUUCAGCUGCCCCGACGGCUUCCUGCUUCGGCACAAGAUCUGCACCCCGCUGACCCUGGAGAUGUACUACACCGAGCUGGACCCUGAGCACCACCGCAGCCUCCUGGCGGCCAUCGGGGCCUACCCAGUGGGCCGCAAGCACGGCACGGAGACCCCGUGGUUGUCCGCGAGCUACCACGCCUUCAAGGAGGCGCCCAAGGCGCACAAGGCGCCCGCCCGCGCGGCCAUGGCGGCGGUCACCGAGCCCUCGAGGAAACCCUCGGGGAAGCCCUCGGGGAAGCCCUCGGGGGAGGCCUCGGCGCCAGGAGAGAAGGAGGCGGCGCAGAAGGUGGAGGGGAGCGCGCCGCCCCCAGCCCCCCAGUGAUGGCCUCUGGCCUCCGGGUCGCAGCCCGUCCGGGUAGCGUCCCACGCCGGCACCUGUGACCGCCCUCGCCCGACGCUCUGUGGUCGCUGUGGUCGCCGUGGUCGUGCCCCUGCUCCCAGGCCCCCUCGCUGACGCCCCCCGCCCCGUGAGCCUCUAGCUCUGUCGCUUUUCUCUGAGUAAAGAUUCACCUCCACCUGGAUCUCGCGCUUCUCCUGAGCAUCCUCGGCUCUCCGGCCUUUUUCCUGACCCCCCAACCCCGUUCGGGCGAGGACCCGAAUUCUGUCCCCCGUUGCCCAGCUUUUCUCAAGCUUUAAAGCUCAAUUUAAAAGCAUUUAUUA
Molecule: messenger RNA, 1895 nt
Organism: Lagenorhynchus albirostris (white-beaked dolphin)
Lineage: Eukaryota; Metazoa; Chordata; Mammalia; Artiodactyla; Delphinidae
Gene: CALY
Product: calcyon neuron specific vesicular protein
Exons: 6
Coding region: 871-1557 (228 amino acids)
Biological process (GO): clathrin coat assembly; G protein-coupled dopamine receptor signaling pathway; endosomal transport
Cellular component (GO): endosome; membrane
Molecular function (GO): clathrin light chain binding
Source: RefSeq, a predicted model, not a curated record